Penicillium cinerascens is the source of this 2202-nucleotide messenger RNA. Its product is annotated as putative exonuclease. Gene Ontology annotation, cellular component: nucleus. The record is from RefSeq and is a predicted model, not a curated record. Gene Ontology annotation, biological process: DNA double-strand break processing; DNA recombination; mismatch repair. The transcript is spliced from 3 exons. Gene Ontology annotation, molecular function: 5'-flap endonuclease activity; 5'-3' DNA exonuclease activity; metal ion binding. The coding region runs from base 1 to 2202 and encodes 733 amino acids. Lineage: Eukaryota; Fungi; Ascomycota; Eurotiomycetes; Eurotiales; Aspergillaceae.
AUGGGUAUCAAAGGACUCCAUGGUCUCUUGAAAUCCAUUCAAAAGCCAUGUCAUCUCAAGAAUUUCAGUGGACAGACUCUCGCAGUGGACGCUUAUGGCUGGCUACACCGCGGUACAGUCGCGUGUUCCGUGGACUUGGUCCUGGACAGGCCAACAAGGAAGCAUAUUGAUUUCGUCCUUCAUCGAGUCCGCAUGCUCCUCUACUUCGGCGUCACACCCUAUCUCGUGUUCGACGGCGAUAACCUGCCCAGCAAAGCAGGCACGGAGCAGGAUAGGCAUCGCAAACGGCAGGAGAGCAAAGCUUUGGGAUUAGAGCUACAACGCAAGGGCCGAAUGCCAGAAGCUUACCAGGAGUUUCAGAAGGCCGUCGACGUCACGCCCUACAUGGCCCGCCAAUUGAUUGAGGAAUUGAAAACGAUGAAGGUAGAAUAUGUGGUGGCACCUUACGAGGCUGAUGCACAGAUGGUGUACUUGGAGCAGCAAGGUCUGAUCCACGGGAUCAUUUCUGAGGACUCCGACUUGCUUGUGUUCGGAGCCAAGAGAUUGUUGUCAAAGUUGGAUCAACACGGGGAUUGCAUUGAAAUCAACAGGGCGGAUUUCACCGCCUGUCGUGAAGUGAGCCUCGUUGGAUGGAGUGAUGCAGAUUUCCGGCGCAUGUGCAUUUUGAGUGGAUGUGAUUAUUUGGUCAAUAUCCCUAAGAUGGGACUGAAAACUGCCUACCGCAGCAUUCGCAAGCAUCGAACGGUGGAGAAGGCGCUGCGCAUGGCUCAGUUCGACGGCCAAUUCCAGGUCCCUGCUGACUACCUUGCGAACUUCAAGCAGGCUGAGCUUACUUUCCUCUACCAACGGGUGUUUUGUCCCAACGCCAAGAAACUCGUGACACUCACAGUCCCGGAGGAAGGUGUUAACCUCGACGAGCUACCCUUUAUCGGAGGCGAUGUGGAGCCGGAGAUCGCAGCUGGUGUUGCUUGCGGGGAUUUGGAUCCGAUGACCAAGGGGCCGAUUGUGUUGAAACCGUUGGCUGCAGGUAAAUUGCCCCUGGGGAUCAGUCGUCGUCAGACACUAGGUUCGUCUUCAGAGCUGAAGCCCAGCAAGUCUAUCAAUUCGUUCUUCACCCCAAAGCGGACCCCGCUGGCCGAGCUGGACCCGAACAGUCUGACCCCGUCCCCAAGCCAACAGCGCCUCCUGGAACGGAAUGCGAACAAUUCCUGGCAAGCGAACUCGGCUCCCUUACGCUCUAGCGUGGCUAGAUCUACCCCUCUUCGCGCUUUUUCAGACCAGGGUCUCAGCCCUAUGGUCCGCAGUGUUGAACGAAAUUCAUUCUUGGCCAAUGCUGCACGCGCGUCCACUUUGCAAGCGACCAAGCGGCAAAGGCUUUGCUCGGAAACCGAGGAUGAUCAACUACCGGCUCGUCCGGACAAUCGCAGCCGGUUCUUUGCUCCCAGCACUGAGCAAGCCAGCCCCAGCGGCUUGAAGUACUCCCGGAGCAAGAAGCAGCGGAAAUCGACUCUGGAUGUCUUCUCCGAUGAAAUCGCAGAGGACAUCUUUUCCAGUAUCCCCGAUCCAGCUUCGAAGGGCGAGGCCGUGGGGAGCCAAGCGGAUACUAGCCAGGGUGGAGCUGAAGCCCCAUCCGAUCCCCAGAUUGAGAAAAGUGGAUCAUCCGUGGAGAGCCAGGAUAAACAGGCCCAGUCCACGUCUGAGUCCACUAUAGAGACGGCGAAAUUCGAUCGGGCUCUUGAUUACCAUGUGGAACGACAAAACUCGACAAUGAUGUCGAAGUACGUGGUCAACUCAAAUUCCAAGCCCGAAGCGAUACCUCGUUCGACCCAGACAAGAAUCCCUGUGAUUCAAUCUGGUAACCGGCCAGCACCUCUGCCGUCUUCCCGUACUUUCGGCACGGCUACUCAGAGCAAGUCUCCUCAGCGACAGCGUCUAACCCCGUUGCAGCGCAUGGGACAGGCUGCUCUGACUCGGUCAAACACUAUCAAUUUUCCAACCAAGCUUCAAAAAGUCGACUCUCUGUCAUCUGAAUCAGACAACUCCCAAGGCACGUCGACCUCGCCUUUUGCACCAAAGCACGUCGCGCAUGGAAGCGAGGAUCACAUUGUGCCGGACAGUGAAGAUGAGGAUGAGGAGGAGCCGUGCAUGUCUCAGCGCACUAUGCCGCUAGAUCUCCAGCGUUUCUCAUUUGCGGCGAACUAA